Molecule: messenger RNA, 582 nt
Organism: Ambispora gerdemannii
Lineage: Eukaryota; Fungi; Glomeromycota; Glomeromycetes; Archaeosporales; Ambisporaceae
Source: the annotation of a GenBank genome assembly
AUGGAGCAUCUUUUUCCUGGUGUAGACGUGCCUCUGCGUGUUGAUAAAUCGACCAAUAUUCUCGAGGUGUUGAAGUUGGCGACCCGUACUUUCGAUCAAGCAACUAUUACACUAGCAUCGACUCGCGCAUAUAAAGAAUCGAACCAUUUGCGUGUGGACUCUGAGCCAAAUGCGAAAGUUCCCAAGGAGAGUGUCCAUUCAACAUACUCACCUGUGAACAUAUAUCAUCGCGAUUGUAUCAAUACCAGCGAUUUGAUGGAUAUAUCACCAUCGCUAUUUAAGGACUCGCCUAUAUAUCAAGAUAUUGAAUCCACCAAUAACUUAUCUCAAAACAUGCUAAACCGGUCGAUAGAGAAAAUCAUCGAAUCUGAAAGACUUGUCGACGAAUUGAUGUCUAGCAAUAAACCUUCACAAGUUACGGAAGAGAGUGGAUUAUAUAAACGAUAUAAAGAGUAUAAAAAAGAUAAUGGUAAAGAAGCAUCUAAUGCUCUAGUUUUUGAUGACGUUAGAAAACAAAUUCCUGAAGAAGUGACCGAUAUUACUUUGCGGAAGAGAAUGGAGAGAACCCGAAAAAAUGUAUAA